Molecule: messenger RNA, 1323 nt
Organism: Lotus japonicus
Lineage: Eukaryota; Viridiplantae; Streptophyta; Magnoliopsida; Fabales; Fabaceae
Exons: 1
Coding region: 1-1323 (440 amino acids)
Source: RefSeq, a predicted model, not a curated record
AUGGAAACACGUCGCAGACGACGGGAAGAAGAUCCCGUGCGACGACGCGCUUCGCCGUCGCGUCGCGUUCCGGGCCGACCGCGCCACCAAACGAUUCACCGCGAGGAAGCAACUCCAGUAACUCCUCCAACUCCGCCCCCGCCUCCUCCGUCUCCAACACCUCCGCUGCCUUCUCCACCGACUUCACCAGAACAAAGAAGGUCGCCAGAGCAGUCACCUGUGGUUUCGGGAGGAGAGACGCAAGCACCUCAAGCUCCGAUCUCCAGCCAAGAUUGGAGACGCUUGAUCAGCAACAUCGACGAUAUAAGGCAACAGAACGACUAUCUUCAAGAGCAGCUAGAGUAUCGUUACGAGCAGCAGGACGAAGGAGAGCGCGAGGCAGAGGCUGUGGCUGAAUUCGAGCCAUUUUCAGCAGCGGUGAGGGAAGUGGCCAUUCCAGAUAAUAUGAAGAAUAUAGUCCUCGAAACAUACAGCGGAAAAGCAGAUCCUAAGGAACACCUACUGUAUUUCAAUACGAAGAUGGUAAUCAGUGCCGCUUCCGAAGCUGUAAAGUGUAGGAUGUUUCCGGCUACAUUCAAGGGAACUGCCAUGGCAUGGUUCACAACUCUUCCACGAGGAUCCAUCACCAACUUCCGAGAUUUUUCGUCCAAAUUCCUCGUCCAGUUCUCAGCAAGCAAGACUAAGCAAGUGACGAUCGAGGACUUGUACAACGUGCGUCAGUCUGAAGGAGAGACUCUGAAACAAUACGUGAAACGAUUCAGUGCUGCGUCGGUAAAGAUUGAGGAGUCGGAGCCGAAUGCCUGUGCCCGGGCCUUCAAGAACGGUCUACAACCUUGGAAGCUAAAUAGCAAACUAAGUCGUAAGCCGGCCAAAUCGAUGGCGGAGGUGCGCGCGCGGGUGAACACGUACAUCCUUGAUGAAGAGGACGACGCUUUCAAGCGAAGAAGAGCGAAGGUGGAAAAGGAUGGUGAUCAAAGGGACGCGUCGCCAGAGGACAAAGCGAGCAAAGACAAGGCUGAAGGGAGUAAAAGGCGAGACAGGAAAGUCCGGACAGUGGAAAAGACAACGAAAGAUCCCUUGUAUCCGAGGAAGGACAAUUUCGAGCGUCGCCGACCCUGGCACCAGGCUGACUCUCGUCAGCGUGGAGAGUCGGGAAAGAGUCUAAGCGCUCAUCUAACGGAGCUACUCCGAGAGGUCAAGGCGACCCAUGCCGUUGAAGAAGGCGAAAGGGAGGCAGACCCACCGCGACCAAAAUCAGAUAAGACUAAGUGGGUGAGUACCACCGGUAAGCGGGACAUGAUACAGGGGAUUGUUUCACUUUAA